This is a messenger RNA of Humulus lupulus (European hop), 1322 nucleotides long. RefSeq names its product 7-dehydrocholesterol reductase-like. Lineage: Eukaryota; Viridiplantae; Streptophyta; Magnoliopsida; Rosales; Cannabaceae. The transcript has 12 exons. Bases 1 to 1080 code for a protein of 359 amino acids. Gene Ontology annotation, molecular function: oxidoreductase activity, acting on the CH-CH group of donors, NAD or NADP as acceptor. Gene Ontology annotation, biological process: sterol biosynthetic process; brassinosteroid biosynthetic process. Gene Ontology annotation, cellular component: endoplasmic reticulum membrane. The record is from RefSeq and is a predicted model, not a curated record.
AUGCCUGAAAGUUCAAGUGUUUACAAUUUCAAGCCCCUAGUUAUUCAUCGAGUAGUAUUGAAUCUUUCAUGCCCUUUACAGGCUAAUGGAAUGCUAGCGUAUUUUGUGACACUGACCACCUAUUUUGGCCUUUGGUGGUUUGGCAUAUUCAAUCCUUCAACUGUUUAUGAUCAUUUGGGAGAAAUAUAUUCUGCCCUUAUUUUCGGAAGCUUGGUUUUUUGCAUUUUAUUAUACAUAAAAGGCCAUGUGGCACCGUCUUCCACUGAUUCUAGCUCGUCUGGGAACAUCAUAAUUGAUUUCUAUUGGGGUAUGGAACUCUAUCCUCGCAUUGGUAAAAACUUCGACAUUAAAGUUUUUACAAAUUGCAGAUUUGGAAUGAUGUCUUGGGCAGUUCUAGCUGUAACCUAUUGCAUAAAGCAGUAUGAAGUGAACGGCAAAGUGGCUGAUUCAAUGCUUGUUAAUACCAUAUUGAUGCUGGUGUAUGUUACUAAGUUUUUUUGGUGGGAAGCUGGAUACUGGAGCACAAUGGAUAUUGCACAUGAUCGAGCUGGUUUUUAUAUUUGCUGGGGAUGCCUUGUAUGGGUGCCUUCUAUAUAUACUUCUCCUGGCAUGUACUUGGUCAAUCAUCCCGUACACCUUGGAACUCAGUUGGCACUCUACAUCCUAGUAGCAGGCAUUCUUUGCAUAUACAUCAACUACGACUGUGAUAGGCAAAGGCAAGAGUUUCGCAGAACAAAUGGCAAAGCUUUGGUUUGGGGUAAAGCUCCAUCAAAGAUAACUGCCACUUACACUACCACAACUGGGGAAACAAAAAGCAGCAUUCUUUUAACUUCGGGAUGGUACGUUUUCAGGCUCUCUUUCAUUCAUAACCACUAUGUCCCAGAAAUAUUAGCUGCAUUUUUCUGGACUGUUCCAGCUCUUUUUAACCACGCUUUACCCUACUUUUAUGUGGUGUUUCUUACAAUCCUUCUCCUCGACCGGGCGAAAAGGGAUGAUGAUCGGUGCCGAUCCAAGUAUGGAAAAUACUGGAAAUCGUACUGCGAGAAGGUUUGGUACAGGGUCAUCCCCAGAAUUUACUGAGAAAAUGUUGCACAAGUGUUUGUUCUAUGUUGAGAAUGGCAUGUAUAUUCAGCCUUUCCAAAUUAAAUGAUGGCAGGCUGGCAUCAUGUUGUUGUUAUUGUUGUUUUUGUAAUGGUCAACUUUAUGGAUGUUGUAUUUCUCUCAUCUUCAAUGACCAAAAACUUUUCUUGUUUAGGAAAAUUACUAUAAAGUUUUGUUUCUAUUUUUCAUUUUUGAAGUAAAAAUUGUUCAAGAUUAUAAAA